CUUGCCUCUGUCAGACAAAGCACCCACUCAUGCUGUCGCCCUUUAAACGUCGCUCCUGCAGGAUCACGCGGGAGAUCAAGGAUCUUUGCGCCAGGUUUCAGCUUUCUACUUGCAGCUGGUCUAUGAUACGUUCUUUAUUUGCCGUGACGUCGAGCAGUAUCGCCCUCCUGUUUGUUCCUCUUCCCCAUCCUCCCCUGUUCGUCGUCGUCCUCCCCCUCCUCCUUCCUCACCCCUCUCGCCCUCGCCCGAGCUCGUCGUUCUCAUCCUCAUCAUUCCCAUUAUCCUCCUCCUCCUCCUUUUCUUCAUCACCAUCCUCGUCCUCGUCCUUCCUUUUGUUCUCCUCGUUGCCCUCCUCGUCCUCCUCCGUGUGCGCCCGCGGAGCGCCAGGAUUGGGUUCGGCGCAGGUGCCCACAGCUCUUCCAUGGAGGACCAGAUCGCCUCCAGAGCACCCUUCGCGGUGCCCACAAGGCGCAGGCGCGGGCCGAGCUGCCCGGUGCCGCAGCCGCAGCCCGGGCCCGAGGAGCGCCGCUCGUGGGAGGACGGCCUCAGGCAGGAGGUGGAAGCUGCCUUGGAGGAAGAUCGCAGGCGGCACGACGGGGCGCUGUCGGCGCUGGAGGAGAGAUCGCAGCGCGCAGAGGACCAGAUCAACGGGUCCGAGAAGGAGUGGCGACGAGAGGUGGAGCUGCUGCGAGCGGAGGUGGCCCAGCUUGGCAUCGCGUGAGCCCCCUCGGCUGUGCCCACCGCCGCCGCGCUGUCCAAGGCCUUGGUCCGAUCCGCGGCGCUGUGUUUUUCAAUUCAUGCCGAUACAGACGACGCCGCCGUCCUCUGUCCGGAGAUGUGUGGGCGUUUCUGCGGAUUUUGGCCGCCGCGGCUGGAUGUAGCUCGAGACUCUUGGCCAGGAUGGACCCCUGGAGGGGGCUGGGGUGGCGGUAUGUGUGCAUUGUUGUUUCCCCCCCGGGUCUGGUGACAGACGGCCUGGGCUCCCGGCGUCGCGGACUAGGACGCCACGGGCGUUAUUGGUGGUUGCCAGAUCGGCCCAUUUGUAGGUUACGCUGUUGGUAUAGAAUUCGGGAGCCCUGCAUGUCACGGCUCGUUGCGAACCGCUGUGCGUAUGGUAUCCAGCUUGUUUCGAUGCUACUUGUACCCCAGAUGCUCCCCUACUUCCGGGCGAUCGGGUUUGCCAACGCGGCCUCCUCGCUUUGCUUUGGGUUCGCGGCGUCGCGGGAUAGAUACUAUGCCCAGCCGACACCACCUUGACUAUGUAGAUGAGGAAGCGUGCCACCAGAAGGACUGCGAUGAUCAGCUGCUGUCAAGUCAAGUGACUUGUUGUUUCCGAUUCGAAGUGUGCAGACAGUUGA
This is a messenger RNA of Prorocentrum cordatum, 1358 nucleotides long. The record is from the annotation of a GenBank genome assembly. NCBI's taxonomy places the organism in Eukaryota, Dinophyceae, Prorocentrales, Prorocentraceae.